AUGACGCAGGCAGCCAGCAUGGCUUCCUACGAGGCAACCCAUUUCUAUGCACAGCUUCAUGAGUUGUUAAGUCGCCUGAGUCCUCCGUGUCGCAAAGCUGCCUUGGAGCAGCUGACCACUUUGGAACGCCAAGGGUUGGAGGCUUGGAUGCUUUCGAGCAAAAGCUAUGGCCGUGGCUGCCAGGCAAGAUGUAGCGGCAUUCGGCCGAAGAAGACAUCUUGCAGGGCCAUGCCGGCCAUGCGAAUGGCUUCAAGUGGAGCAGGGAGCAGCGUCGUGACCUUCAGUCAGAGGACGCUGAAAGGCACCGUCAGUCGAUGGUACUACGCCGUGGUCUGUCUUCCGGGUCUCCACAUCCUUUCGCGCAUGCGGCGGGACCGAGCGCUGGCGGUGGAUGAUAGCAAGGUGUUGACCUGGACCAAAAGGCGUGUCAGGGAAGCCUCCGAGAAGGGUCACAGCUUUGACGAGGCCGUAAGAGAGGCCUUGACACUGCAUUCAGGUUCCACCGGAACGAGGGCCCAAAAGCGCCGGCCCAAAGCAGGUGGCACCGUGCUGGAGCCCAGGAAGCUUCAGCUGCGCUUCUACGCAGCUGUGGAGCUGGGCGGAGGCUUUAGCACUAUGCUGCGUGCUCCAUGCUGCUACAACUUGGAGGAGGCGCUGACAGCUCGGAGUCGGCUGCAAGAUGCCUUGAACCUGCAGGGUUCGGCUUUGACACGCCUAUCCUUCAGCCACUGCACAGAAGUCUUGGAACGUCUGCGCUGCACGCACCGCGCGCUGUAUCAGGAGGCAGUUGGAGCUGCGGCCGCAUCGGACCGAGCCUUCGGGCGAGUGCAGCGGUUAGUCUUGCAGAAAAGGGCAAAACGUGGUUGGGACCAACUACGGCGCUUGUUGCGGAAGCGACGCGCCGAGGCUCAAAUGAAACAAGUACGGGCACGGUUGGAUGCACUUGGUUUGAAGGCAUAUGAAGGACUUGCUGCCACCAACCUCUUGGUGUUUUAUUGUUUGAAAGAAUGCUGCAUCUGGCUUGGAUUUUGCUUGAAUAUGUUAGACUGUUUGAUCGUGACUUCUUCACGUGGGCGCGUGACAGACGGUUAG
Cladocopium goreaui is the source of this 1092-nucleotide messenger RNA. Lineage: Eukaryota; Dinophyceae; Suessiales; Symbiodiniaceae. The record is from the annotation of a GenBank genome assembly.